CCCCACACCCGCGCUCGGCCUCGCGGAGGAGCGGCCAUGCCGCCGCGGCGCAGCAUCGUGGAGGUGAAGGUGCUGGACGUGCAGAAGCGGCGGGUGCCCAACAAGCAUUAUGUCUACAUCAUCCGAGUCACGUGGUCCAGCGGCUCCACCGAGGCCAUUUACCGGCGCUAUAGCAAGUUCUUUGACCUCCAGAUGCAGAUGUUGGACAAAUUUCCUAUGGAGGGAGGACAGAAGGACCCAAAACAGCGGAUCAUUCCCUUUCUGCCAGGCAAAAUUCUCUUCCGAAGAAGUCAUAUUCGGGAUGUGGCUGUCAAACGAUUGAUACCAAUUGAUGAAUACUGUAAGGCCCUGAUCCAGCUUCCGCCAUACAUCUCUCAGUGUGAUGAGGUGCUGCAGUUCUUUGAGACAAGACCUGAGGACCUGAAUCCCCCCAAAGAGGAACAUGUUGGGAAAAAGAAAUCUGGAAGUGACUUGACCUCAGUGGACCCCAUGGUCCUGGAGCAAUAUGUGGUGGUGGCAGACUACCAGAAGCAAGAGAGCUCAGAGAUCAGCCUCAGUGUGGGGCAGGUGGUGGACAUCAUUGAGAAGAACGAGUCAGGUUGGUGGUUUGUUAGCACUGCCGAAGAGCAAGGCUGGGUCCCUGCCACCUGCCUGGAAGGGCAGGAUGGUGUGCAAGAUGAGUUUUCCCUACAGCCUGAAGAAGUCUCAUGGAGGUACUGGUCUUUGCCCCGGCCCACAAGCCGCCGCCGGACUCUGGGCGACUUGUAUGCCAUCACCUGGCGUCAAGAGGAGAAGUACACAGCUAUCUAUCCAUAUACGGCUCGUGACCAGGAUGAAAUCAACCUGGAGAGAGGGGCCAUGGUGGAGGUCAUCCAGAAAAACCUGGAAGGCUGGUGGAAGAUCAGAUACCAGGGCAAAGAGGGCUGGGCCCCAGCCUCCUACUUAAAGAAGAGCAGUGGAGAGCCCUUACCCCCCAAGCUGGGCCCUGGCUCACCCACCCACUCAGGCAUCGUUGACCUGGAUGGAAUUUCCCGCCAGCAGAACUCAGUGGGCAGGGAGAAGGAGCUGCUGAACAACCAGCGGGACAGCCGUUUUGAAGGCCGCCCAGUACCCGAUGGUGACAUCAAGCAGAGAUCACCCAAGAUGAGACAGAGACCCCCACCUCGCCGGGAUAUGACAAUACCUCGAGGUCUCAACCUGCCCAAGCCGCCCAUCCCACCGCAAGUGGAGGAAGAGUAUUACACCAUUGCUGAGUUCCAGACCACCAUUCCUGAUGGCAUCAGCUUCCAGGCCGGCCUAAAGGUUGAGGUGAUUGAGAAGAACUUGAGUGGCUGGUGGUAUAUUCAGAUUGAAGAUAAGGAAGGAUGGGCCCCAGCAACCUUCAUCGACAAAUACAAGAAGACCAGCAAUGCCUCGAGACCCAACUUUCUGGCUCCAUUGCCCAAUGAGGUGACCCAGCUCCGGCUGGGGGAUGCAGCAGCGAUAGACAACACAGGCAGUGAAGCCAUAGGCCCCUCCCGGCCCCUGCCCGAUGCACCCCAUGGUGCUGUGGACUCUGGCAUGCCGUGGUCCAAAGACUGGAAGGGUGGGAAGGAGAUGCUAAGGAAGAUGUCUUUGGACAUGUCCUCGUGUGCAGGCUAUGAGGAGAUCUCAGACCCUGACCUGGAGGAGAAACCCAGCCUCCCACCCCGGAAAGAAUCCAUCAUCAAGUCAGAGGGGGAGCUGCAGGAGCGGGAGCGGGAGCGGCAGAGGGUGGAACAGCUCAGGGGCUCUUCACCCAAGCCUCCUGGCAUGAUUUUGCCAAUGAUUCCAGGUAAACACGUCCCCCUCUCCCGGGACAGCAGGAGACCAGAACCCAAACCAGAUAAAAGCAAGUUGUUCCAGCUGAAAAAUGAGAUGGGGCUGGAGUGUGGUCACAAAGUACUGGCCAAAGAAGUGAAAAAGCCCAACCUCCGGCCUGUCUCCAAAUGCAAAGCUGACCUCCCCGAGGAAAAGCCAGAAGCCAUUACACAGAACCCCUUCUUGAAGUCCAAACCUCAGGUUAGGCCCAAACCAGCUCCUUCCGCCAGGACAGAGCCACCUCAGGGCGAAGACCAAGUGGACAUCUGUAACCUCAGGAGCAAGCUCAGGCCUGCCAGGUCCCAGGAGAGACCCUUCUUGGAUGGGGAGAGCAGCCACCAGGCUGUUGGGGGUCAAGACGGGGCCUUCGGCCGCAGCCUUCUCCCUGCAGAGGGACCUGGCCGUGCCCAGGACCGGACAGGCAAGCAGGAUGGGCUCGGCCCAAGGGAGGUGGCCUGCAGAGCCCCACCCAGGCCAGCCAAGACUGCAGACCUCGUGCCUAAGAAUGCUCCCAGCCCUCUCCAAGAGGCUCUUCAGCAGCGGCCUGUGGUCCCACCCCGGAGACCACCUCCCCCCAAGAAAAUCUCCUCAUCAUCCAGGCCACUUCCAGAGGUCAGAGGCCCCCUCCCAGAGGUCAGAGGGCCCCUCCAAGAGGUCAGAGGGCCUCAGCGUGAGGCCCAUGAAGGCAAGAUAGCUCCUGCCCCAGGCCGGGCACUGCUCAUCCCUCCAAAAGCCAAACCUUUUCUCUCCAACUCUUCUGGGGGCCAAGAGGACUUGCGAAGCAGAGGCGGGCUGGGACCACGCGGGACAAGCAAAGUGGGAGAAAAUCGGGAAAAAGUGACCACGGCCUCUCCCCUCCACACAGAUGGCCCAAAGGACUCUUUAUAUGUGGCUGUGGCCAACUUUGAAGGAGAUGAAGAUACCAGUAGCUUCCAGGAGGGGACAGUGUUUGAGGUCCGGGAAAAGAAUAGCAGUGGCUGGUGGUUCUGCCAGGUCCUGAGCGGAGCACCCUCCUGGGAAGGGUGGAUUCCUUCCAACUAUCUCAGAAAGAAGCCGUAGUCUCCUGCCUCCUGCCUGGAGGUCCCACACGCCCCUGGUGGCUUUACCCCAUAUUUAAUAUGCCUCUUAAUUUAUCAUUCUCCACACAGCUCCGAAGGAUGGCAGACUGGAGCACUGUGGUUUCUUCCCUCCUGGGGGUGGAGAGUGAUCCCCCACCACAGCAUCCUCUGGAGACUCAGAGGCCACACCCUUGUUUUUCUCCAUGUCAGCAUCGCUGCCUUAAGGCCGCUGGAAUUGCCACCAAUGUCCCUGCCCUCCCAGCAGCAGGACCCUGAUGCUCCAAACUCUCUAGGACCAGAGCUCCCAAACUGCAGGAAAGGGCUCUAGUGGCUUGGACCAGGCAUAGUAAGGGGCAGCCCUCCUUGAUGCCCCGCCCAGUCCGUGAUGACUUGCUCUGCAUCCUCCUGUUUCUUAGAGCUCAGUGACUUUAUUCAUUCCGUUUCCAAAAUGCCUGUUACCAGAGUGAACAUCCAGUAGAAGCCGGCUCCAUAGCCAAUCCCAGGGAGGUGUCCUCUUUCUGAGGCCUCAGGUCCACAGGCCUCUCAGGGUCAACCAGAUGCAGCUGCCCCAAGAGUGGGCAUGGAGGUCCACUGGGCCAUCAGCCUUCAUCGGGUGUCAUGGGACCCUGAUCGGUCCUACAGGGGUUGUGCCAGCCCCAAGCUUGAGUCACUUUCCUCUGCAGCCUCCUGUCCAUCUCAGACUUUGAAACAAGAACCCAUGCCCCUUCUUGGAGCAUUUUACUCUUGUCUACCUAGAGCAAGAAUCUUCGGGUUGGCUUAUAUAAGAGGGUCUUGCACAGGCUACUCGCCUUAUGAGAUUCCCCUAGCUGAGUAGCAAGUAGGUGUUAAUUGCUGUCCUUGGCCUUUAUAAACAACCCUCUCGUAAUAUUAUUCCCUUUUUAUUGAUGCAGAAACUUGGGCUCAGUGUGCCUGGGGCAUGCUAGCUAGGAAGAGGAGGAAAGAGGUUUUGCCAUCAAUGCCUGUGCCCUUCCCUCUGGAAAGGCGAGCCAGAACGGGGAAAGGAGCUCGUUAUGAGACCUACAGGGCUUCCUUGUUUGGUUUGGGUGAGGGGCAGUUGGUGGCUGUUCCCACAACCAACACCACUCCCACCCGCUGCCACAUAGACAGAAAGCUACUCCUGACCCAGGUGGUAGGCACUGAGCCCUAUUCCCUACUCCUGAGCUGGUGCUCCCGCUGGGGGGUGGGUCGGGGAGCUGAGAUGGCCUCACAUGCCAGCCUCCAGGGGCUCUGGUGGCUCAAGGGCCAGCAGCUGCAUCUCCAAGCUGGACAUGGCAUUCCAAAGUCCCAAAAGGAGCUAGGGGCCCAGGGCCAGACGAAAAACUGCCCUUCUGCUUGGCUGCAUCCUGCUACUUGACACUGGUAGCGAAGCUUUCUUGUUUUCCCCCAUGGACUCUCCCUCUGUUGUGCCACUAGGAGGAAGCCAGGGAAGCCCUUCCACGCAUGCUGACAGGUAUGGUUUGCUGAGGUCUGCAGGCCGUGGGAACCAUCAGUGCGCCUGUAGCCCCCACUUGCCAGGGCACUUUGCAGGAGCCUUGGAGGGAAGAUGGCAGCCAGGCUGGGAGAGAGCCGCUAACAUGUUUCUCUGAGUUUUUAAUCCACUUUGGUUUAAAUGGCCUUUGUGAAGCUGUGCUGCAGGAUUUGCUAUACUUCAAAACACAAAUUUUUUUUUUUUUUGCUUUGAUUUGCUUUCUGCAUUCGUUGACCUUUUCAUUCAUUGUGAGCACCUAUUAGGUGCUAGGUGCUAGGUAGUCCAUGAUGCAUGGGACUCCAUGCCUGGCUGUGGAGAACUGUGAGUUUUAUUUGCUGAUUCCACUGAACAGGCUUGUCUUUGGCCUCAUUCCCUCCUCCCGGGCAGCCACUGGGUGGGAAUGAACUGUUCCCACCUCUCUCUGGACAGAAAGUUUUCCUGCAAAGGAAAGAACUGCCUUUUUAGUAGUAGUAGUAGUAAUUAGUAGUAUAAUAGUAGUAGCAGUAGUAGUAUUCUGAUGUGAACUGAAGGUACCGAGGCUACAUCCCUCCCUGUUCACUGUCUUUCCUCAGGACACUCUGGCCUUGAGGACACCUCUCUCCAGCUCCUACCACAGCAGUGGGCACUUCCCUUGGCAGCUGGAAGGUCUUGAUGGCCAGUGGCCCUCCCCAAGCGCUGUCUUUGCCUGGGCACUCAGGUUCAUGGCAGCCGGGACCGUGGCCACUAUUCUGUAAGAAUCUUUGACAGAACAUAUUGCAAAACUCUUGGAGUUCCAGUCAUGGGAAAUGUCCCAGGCCAACAGCAGAACUCCCUGCCAGGCUCCGGGCAGGUCAGCAGUGCCUGGACCCACCCCAUCCUUUAUAUCUGAAUCCUCACAGCAAUACUGUGAGGUUCAGAGGACCAGUCCCCAUCUGCAAUGAGAAAACAAGGGGAUGAAGUUACUGCCCUGUUAGAUGCUCCCCCAUCUAAAUAGUGAUGAGCUGAGAUUGGAAUCAGGUUUUUUUCUCCCCAAUGCCCUUGACUGCCUCUGCCAUCAGCAGCGAGAUGACCAUGCAGCUUCCAAGGAAGCAGCUGACCUCUCUGAAUUUAGGUUUCAGCUCCCCCCUCCCUCCACCCCAUGAUCAUGCAUGUCAGUGGGUCAUAGGUCAUAGGUCAAAUGCCAACCCCAAAGGCAAGCAAAGGUAGAUAUUUUAUUUUUGCCUUUUUUUCAGUCCUGCUUCCUUCCUUGUAAUGACUCUCUAAUAACCUGGGACAAAACUAUAGCUUGUGCCAUUGUAUCUUUGGAACAGCCACGUUUUAGGAGCACUACUUGAUUUAAAAAAAAAAAAAAAGGUGGAGAGGGCCUUUGCUCAGAUUGUUCACUCAGUAUCUCCUUGCCCUCUCAGUCUAUGUCCUUGUCCCAGGCUCAGACUUGGGGAGAGCUGGGCUCUAGUUCCACCCAUUUUUAAUGUCCUGACCCACUGAAAAUUGCUAGAACCACAGCAGGCUUCCAGGUGCCAUGGAGGGUUCUGCCCCAGAGCCCCUGUGUAUCAUCCAUCUUCUUUGGCAUUUUUGGCCUUAAAACAUUUUGAUCCCACUGGGGAUUUCUUUGGGUUAAAUAUAGCCAAGUAAACUUGCUGCCUUGGAGAGCAAGUGCUGGGUCUCCCCAGGGUCUGGUAGGACCGUAGAAUAAGGGAUGGGACAGUCAAAUUCAGCCUCUGUCAAGUACCCAGCACUGAGUGGGGUAAAAAAGACAUUGCUCCCGUCCUCAAAAUAAUUGCCAGCAGACAUGAUCAAAAACAAAAACAUCGAUGGCUUGUCCUGUGUAGUCAUUGUGCCUCAUCUCUUAAGUGUUGGAUCAGGCCACCUCGGGGAAGUCUUGGCCUUGCGUGGCUGUCCAGGCACAUCCUUCAGAGCUUUUGCUACAAACAGCCAUAACAGACCAUAGACCAGAGAUUACCUAAAUGUCAAAAGUGUGUGGCCUGUUUAAAUGAGGAAUUGGCUGUAUGGAGGCCUGAUGGUGUGGGAUGCGCUUCUCACCCUGUAGGCUUCCUCCUAAUUUGGCUGAGGUUCUAAUGUCUACACAGACCACAGCCCCGAGAUUCCCUGGCCAAGUGGUGUGACCACGGUUCAAACCAGGAGGCUCCACGGGCUUCACUUUCCGAGGAACCCACAGAUUUGACGUCCAGCUCUGUGAGGUAAUAACUGGUUUCUGGGCCUACCCUGCCAAGUUAUGGAGCCUCUCAUCUUGCUAAACAUUCCAUGUUCCUCUCCCUUUCAUCCUCUAUCCCAUAACUAUAGUCAGGACAAGGGGCUCAAGCUCUGUUGUCCUUGAAGAGGCCAAACCCAGUGCCACAGCCAGUGGCCUUCACGUUCAGGUCUAUAAACCUGUCCCAGCAGGUUUGUUACAGCAAUAAGCAAUCCUAAUACAGCUAAAGUGACCAAGUGUAUCCCAGCGUCUGCCUGUCACUGCGUUGGUGCCAUAUAAUUGAUGGCUGUGCCCCUUGCCCUCUUACAGGGUGAUGACAAACUAAGGCCACCUUAGCUACAACUCACAUUCCCUGCUUCAGGGAGUCACCCAGUAACAAGGCCAUUUGCAUCCCUCCAGAGACGGUGGACACUGACAACAUUGCCUCAUUUCUGCUUUUGAAUGACCUGGAUGUCCCUGGAUUUCUCAUUACUCUUCAUGCCCUCAUGGCAAACUGACACAUUUGGUGGUGGUAUUUGUUUCCUUUUAAUAUGAAAAAAUACAUGAGGAUAUAUAAUGUGAGGGGGGAGGGUGAUGGACAAUUAGUUGUAGCACGUAUAGACUAUAUACCAUUAGAAUUUUUCUUUUUUUUUUUUUUAAUAAAAAAUGUGCU
Messenger RNA from Condylura cristata (star-nosed mole), 7226 nucleotides. RefSeq names its product SH3 and PX domains 2B (gene SH3PXD2B). The coding region runs from base 37 to 2898 and encodes 953 amino acids. The transcript has 14 exons. Gene Ontology annotation, molecular function: phosphatidylinositol binding; superoxide-generating NADPH oxidase activator activity; protein binding. Lineage: Eukaryota; Metazoa; Chordata; Mammalia; Eulipotyphla; Talpidae. The record is from RefSeq and is a predicted model, not a curated record. Gene Ontology annotation, biological process: superoxide anion generation.